Messenger RNA from Podarcis lilfordi (Lilford's wall lizard), 4942 nucleotides. The record is from the annotation of a GenBank genome assembly. Lineage: Eukaryota; Metazoa; Chordata; Lepidosauria; Squamata; Lacertidae.
CCCGCCCACCCGGGCGCUUCGCGGGGCUUCCCGCUCCGUCCCGAAGGCUCUUCGGCGUUCCAGCGGCUUCCAGGGGGCGGAGCCGGCCGGGUAUAAAAGGCGCCGCGGCGGGCCGGGCUCGGCGUGCGCUCCGCUGGCCGCGUCUGUGUUCUGAGCGACUCCGGCUACUCGCCCUCCCGCCUUCGCCUCUCCGCGCCAUGGACAUCGCCAUCCACCACCCCUGGAUGCGGCGGCCCUUGGGCUUCCCUUCGGCCUUCCCGUCGCUCUUCCCGCCGCGUCUUUUCGACCAGAGGUUCGGCGAAGGGCUCUUCGAGAGCGACCUGUUCCCGGCCACGCUCAGCCCCUAUUACAUGCGCACGCCCAGCCUGCAGAUGCCUGCGAUGCCGCAGAUGCCGGACACGGGGCUUUCGGAGGUAGGUGCGCCUUGCGUUAAGCUUUGAACCCGUCUGGGGCUUUUGUGCGGAAUUGCACCAGAAAAAAAAAGAAAGAUAACGGGAAAAGUUAGUUUUCUAAUCCCCCCCCAAUGUAUGUCGUGAUGCCUCUGGCCAUGUGCAGAGUGCUUUUUUGGCCGAGCAACAGCGCAGCAGGUCCCCCGCCUAACCGGAGGCUGCUGAGGGGGGGUUGCUUAGGAUUAAAAGGGAGCAGAAAUGCCCGAAGAUGGGUAGCGCUCGGUGUCUGGACCUGCGUCGUGGGAAUGGGUGUGCCUGCGUGUCGGGAAUGUGACGCUUCCUGCGGGGAAGCGGUCUGCGGACUCUAAAGCAGUGGUGCUGCUGUUGCCAAUUGGUGAAGGUGCGCGCUUGAAAGAGGAAAGGGUGCCAAAGGGCUGGCAGGCUGUGCUUACCUAUUAUGGUAACAUUCUUCAGCCUCCCCAGCUGGCCCUAUGGGGGAGCAGGGUGGGGAGACAAUGCCAGCUGGGUUGUCUUGCCCUGCGGGGAAGGGGCUGGCAUGCAGGACUCAACCCGCCCCCCGCCCUCUGGACUCUUGCUAUACAGAAGACGCACUGUCUUGCUGGCUCUCUGCCCACAGCUGCCUGGAGUUACUUACCAGCAUGGGGGCAUAAGAGGUGGCCUUGCCCCAGAUCAGAUUAUUUGUCUCUCUAGGCCAGCACCUCCUGCUCUGACCGGCAGUGGCUCUCCAGGGUCCCCAGGGAGAUCAUUUCCCCACGUUGCCGCCAGAUACCUGAUCCCGAACUGGAGGAGUUGGGAACGGAACCUUGGACCUCCUCCAUCACCCCAGAUAGUUGCUGCCUAUAUUAGAGAUGCUUCCUCGCUCAGUCGGACAUUGGUUGUUGUUCCUGCUGUCCACACUGGUGGGGAAUCCAAAGAAUUUCCCCCACCCCCAAGUCCCUUCUGCUUAGAACGGGAGGUGCGGGGGGGGGGGUGUUGAACCAGGGUCCUUCUCUGCAUGCAAAGGAGCUGUAGUCAUCGGCUCCAUAAAUAAUAAUGACUAAAUAAUAUGUAAUUGGAUCUGGGAAACGAGGGGUGCUUUUAAGGACUGUGGCAUUAAGACUCAACUGUUAGAAUUCAUCCUUGGGGAGAUUUCAGCGCAGCCUUGUGCUGCUGCUGCUGCUGCUGCUGCUGCUGCCGCCACUUAACUCCCCAUGCAUGACUGGCAUACUUUGGCUUUUUCUGUCUUGCUUUUUCCAAUGUGCUUCAUCACACCCCUUGGCAGGGAGAUUGCUCCUGUGUUCCUGGCGCACUGGCUCUAAAUAUACAGUGAUCCAAUCUAGAAGACCCUGAGGGAUAGCUCAGUCGGUAGUGCCUGAAACUCUUUGAUCUUGGGUUCGAAUCCCACACUGGGCGAAAGAUUAUUGCAUUGCAGGGAGUUGGACUGGAUAACCCUCGUGGCCCAACUCUACAAUUCUAUGAUAUUCUUAGCUAGCUACAAAAGGGUGUAAAAUACAGAGCAUUCUCACCCAUAUCAUAAAGGGUUGUGUUUAGCCUGGAGGGGUCGUUGUUGUGUUGGUUUCUGUAACUGCUACCCAGUGCUCAUAAAGCGGCUUCAUGGUGGCUCUAACUUAUUAUUUAACAGUUAUUAAAGUGGCUAAUUUCUUUCCUAAACACUGUGCAUAUAUUAAAGAUAAUAUCAGAGGCAGGGAACUUUUGUCAGCCCAACGACGCUGUUCCCUUCUGGACAACCUUUUGUGUUGGCAGGCGAGGCCAGAGCCGAGAAUGAGCAGAGCAGCGAAUGUGAAUUCUGCCUUAUGCAGUCAGCUAGUUACCUGUUUGGUCCUCCAUCCAGACAAACAAGAAGCCUUAGCAGAAUUCAAUGACGUAUUCCACCCAGGCACAAACCCUCAAAGAGGGUGUGGUCUUGGAAGAAGCGUGUGAGUCUUGGGGCCAGAUACAGACCUGGAGGGCAGCAUUUGGCCCCUGGGCCUUGGCAUCCAAUCCCUGGAUUAAGACAGUUGCUGCUCUGGUAAGGCGUGAUAUAAAAGGAAGAAGGAAUGGUGAGGGAAGAGGAAAGCAAGCGCUGCGCUUUGGCUGCGUAUGUUACUAGAGCACUUACUUUCUUCCCCAGGCUUUUGAUGGACUGCGGUGGUGUUUGCUAUUAGUUGUGCUUCUGUUAUUGGGGAUGUCCGUCCCACCCGUAGAGUGGUACCUCAGGUUACAGACGCUUCAGGUUACAGACUCCGCUAACCCAUAAAUAGUAUGUCGGGUUAAGAACUUUGCUUCAGGAUGAGAACAGAAAUCACAUGGCAGUGGCAGUGGGAGGCCCCAUUAGCUAAAGUGGUGCUUCAGGUUAAGAACAGUUUCAGGUUAAGAACGGACCUCCAGAACGAAUUAAGUUCUUAACCCGAGGUACCACUGUACUUGUGUUUAUUGUGCUCUCAGUAUCUAUUUUUGGGGAGACUUUGUUCAGUGGGCAACUAACAAGUUCAAUGAGUUAUAAUCAUCCUUGCUAAAUAUGCCCAGUGGUGUUAGUGCCUACCCUGUGGCUUGUUGAAGAAAGCAGUAAAAGGGUGUUGACUUGUCCACAACAGCACCCCUGGGCGCAGGGACAGCUGGCCUGCAGAAGAUGCUGUCUGUUGAAUCCAGUUUUUACUUUGUUUUUCCCCCUUCCACCCAGGUGAAGAUGGACAAAGACAAGUUCUCUGUGUUGUUGGAUGUGAAGCAUUUUUCACCUGAAGAGAUGAGCGUGAAGGUGAUUGGGGACUACAUCGAAGUUCAUGCCAAGCAUGAGGAACGGCCGGUAUGUGGCUUCAUGGGUUCUUUGUGGCGUGGCCCUGAACUCAAAGAUCCCUGUGGUGGCCGUAGGCCAGUGUUCUUCAACCUUGGGAGUUGUCGUUCAGCAAAAUCUGGGGACCUGCCAUCCUUGAGCUGCCAUUGGCUAAGCUGCCUGAGAAUGAUGGGGGUUGUGGUUCAGCAACUUCCGAGGACCUGAGGUUGAAGAACACUGGCAUAUCCAAAAGCAGGAAGUUAAAGCUGCCAUCCUAAGUCAACCCCGGAAGCAAAUCCUAUUGAACUCUGGAGUCCACUUAGUCUGUACACAGGGAUUUGGAAACCUCAGUAGCUGGAACUGCCUGGAAAAACAUCUGCUGCUGCACCACCAGUGUCCAGAGCAGAAUCUGUGGCCCUCCAGAGGUUGUUGGAAUCGCAACUUGCAUUGGUCCCAACCAACAGGGUUUAUGGCCAAGGGUGCAGGGAAUUGUAGUUCAGCAACAUCUGGAGGGGCCACAGAUCCCCCCCCCCAAGCCGUGUCUGAAAUGUCUGAAAACUACAUGCAUCAGUAAAUAGAAGACAUCUGAAGGCAGCCCUGUUUAGGGAAGCUUUUAAUGUUUAAUAGACUAUUGUAUUUUUAUAUUCUGUUGGAAGCCGCCCAGAGUGGCUGGGGAAACCCAGCCAGAUGGGUGGGAUAUUAAUAAUAAAUUAUUAUUAUUAUUAUAUAUAAGGCAUGUGUUGCCGCCUGAACUUCCUGUUUGUGUUGCCUUGGGCAGGCAAGAUAAAGCAACUAACCAAUUUAAUAAAUAAAAUAAUUAAGAAGUAACUUUGAAACUCCCUGCCUAUUGAUAUCAAGCAGGUGCCUUCACUGCACACGCUUUCAGUGCCUGCUAAAAACAUUCCUGUUGAAACAAGCUUACCUAGAUACUUAGAAAGCUGAGGCGAUUACAGUGUUUUAGUAUUUUAUCUCUCGAAGUAGGGUUCUAAAAUUUUACUUGGGGUUACUGGUUUAUCUUUCCGUAAACUGCUUUGACCUUUUCCCUUUUAAACAAUCAAGCAGUGUAUAAAUUUUGUGAAAUAAAUACAUAAAAUUCUCGGUGAGAGUGCUGGUUUCUGGACCCCCUUUAGUCACUUGCCUGUUUUUGCAUCUCCGCUCUUUAUAGGAUGAGCACGGCUACAUCUCCCGGGAGUUCCACCGCCGCUACAUGAUCCCCAAGGGGGUUGACCCCGCAGCCAUCACUUCGGCCCUGUCUCCCGACGGGGUGCUAUCCAUCACGGCACCGACUACCCAGGCUCUUCCCGGCGUGGAGCGCAGCAUCCCCAUCAGCCGCCAGGAAAAGCCUGCCGUCACCGGAAAGUAAUAGGGUAGCAGCCUAGCUUGGCUUUUUGCUCUCUGUUUUUACCGGAAGCCAGCAAGCAUCUCAGGCCUGCUCUCCCCUCGCUAGUAGCUGCAAGGGCUGCUCACUCUUCACAGAAGUGACAUUCCCCUCUGCCCGCUCCCUGCUGAGGUUCUGGCAGCAGAGACUAUGUAUUGCCUCUAGGGUGGUGAUCCUUUAGUGCAAUUUCCCUACACUCCAGUAGGACCUUCCUGGAGUAGAGAUUGGGCCCUUUCUUCUUCUGGCUAGGAGUACCCUUCUGUUGCAGGCUUACUCUGUGCACCACUGUUUAUGCCAGACUCCUUGCUUUGUAUAAAUACAGAUGCCACUUGGGUACAUGUACUUGCUUAAAAAACAGAUGUCACAUUGAUACUUGCUAAUAAACGUGGUGUUUCUGCCUUCUGA